UCUGUGGCGCCCGCCGGCUUAAUGAUUAAGUCCUCGCACGAAGAAGCGUGCCUCUGCUGGACUUGGCUCUCAGAGAAAUGUGUGCUUGUCACACAACGCACCUUUGGUCAAGGUUCUCUAGUCCACGCGCCUGUUGCUUGUCACCUCUUGGAGUGUCAGUCACUGGCCUUUCCCAGGUCUGCAGGAGCCCACGGCUGUAGCAGACGCAUGAACACGGCUGUCCUUCACGUUACCCCGCGGACACCGUACGAGUCUAGUGGUAAGCCUUCCCGCACCGGUAACAGGACGUCUGAGGAUUUUGGCCAAAUAACAAGCAAGAAUGAGGAUGGUAAGUCUCGAGAGCUAUGCUGGCCAGUGAGCAUCUUCCUGAAAUGCGCAGUUUUUUCAGUUUUGGUUUUGACUGAGACAACCAUUUCUCACUAGUAAGACCUUAAGAUUGGGGCGCCUGGGUGGCUCGGUCGGUUAAGCAUCCGACUCUUUUGAUUUCGGCGCAGGUCGUGAUUUCAGGGUCUUGAGUUCGAGCCCCACGAUGGGCUCCACGCUGGUCAUGGAGCCCACUUAAAAUAUAAACAGAAAGAUAGUAAAAAUCAGACCCCAAGAUAACAUCUUACACAAAUGAGAACUUUGUGAGAAACCGUCGUGUAUCGUUACCGUUGGGAAGAGGCUUGGGGCGUGCGUGCGUCCGGAGAGAGAACGGUCCUGGCGCAGUGUGUUCUCAGAAGCGAAGCCGGGCUAGGACCGAAGCGAGGCACCACAGAGCGACUGCACAUCCAGCCACGUCCAUGGUUGCCGAAGCUGGACACACACCGAGGGUUCACCGACAGCGGGACGGCCGAGCGCUGGUGUGGACCUCGGGCACCUUACCCGAUCGUCCUUCAAAUGGUGAUAAUAAAACUCCGGCUCGGAGUUGUCCGACAGGUUCGAUGAGAUCACCAAUGCGCAGUGCUUGGCCUUCCCCAAGGACCCCCUGUAACAGACUUCCCGACCCAGCUCCCCUCCUCGUCACUCUGCAGCUCCCGUCUCUUAACUCCUCGGCACCCGUCACCCUCCAUGCCUCCUGGGUACCAUCAGGGCAUCUCAAACCGCCAAGUCUGGGUUUCUGGCAGGGAGAUCCAGGAUGAGGAGCUGCAGAAGUUUUGUUCCCGGGUUGUUAAGCUGCUGCAGAAGGACGAGCCGGGGCCCGAUGCGGUGGACGCCCUGCAGAGGCUCUUCCUCAUCGUCUCAGCCACGAAAUACAAGAGGAAGCUGGAGAAGACGUGCGUGGACCUGCUGCAGACCACCCUCUGCUCGCCCAAGUGUCCCGAGCAGCUCCAGUUCCUUUGUGCCGCCAUCCUGAGAGAGAGGUCGCCUGCUGAUAGCCUGAGCCUGUCCUGGGACCACGUCCAGAGCAGCCAGCAGCUGAGCCUGGUGGCCUCUGUGCUCUUGGCCCAGGGUGACAAAAAGGAGGAGGUCCGAAGCGUGGGCCAGCACGCCUUCAGAGUCCUCGAGAGCCGGCAGCCCGAGGGGCCCAGUCUGAGACACCUGCUCCCGGUCUUGUCCAAGGUCACGCACCUGGCCCCGCACACCCUCCAUGAAGACCAGACCAACCUGCUCAGCAAGAGGCUGGUGGAGUGGCUUCGCUACGCGAGCGUCCAGCAAGGGGUCGCACACACUUCCGGAGGCUUCUUCUCCACACCCAGAGCCCGGCAGCCGGGCCCGGUCACCGAGGUGGAUGGGGCGGUGGCCACAGAUUUCUUCACGGUGCUGUCCACGGGCCAGCACUUCACGGAGGACCAGUGGCUGAACGUGCAGGCCUUCUCCAUGCUGCGGGCAUGGCUGGUGCACAGCGGCCCCCAGGGCCCCAGCACCCCGGACGCAGACGACAAGUCGGAGCUGGAGGGCUCCACCCUGUCCGUGCUAUCGGCCACCUCCACCGCCAGCCACCUGCUGCCCCCCCAGGAGCGGCUGAGGGAGAAGGCCUUCGAGUACUGUCAGCGCCUCGUGGAGCAGAGCACGCGACGAGCCCUGAGAAAGGGGGACGCGGACCUGCAGAAAGCCUGCCUGGUGGAGGCCGUGCUGGUGCUGGACACACUCUGCCGGCAGGACCCGUCCUUCCUGUACCGCACGCUGUCCUGCCUGAAGGCCCUGCACGCGCGGCUGUGUGGGGACCCGGCCCGGGCGCGGGCGCUCCUGCCCAUCGCGCAGUUCUUCCUGAGCCACGGGGAGGCGGCCGCCGUGGACUCGGAAGCCAUCCUGCAGCACCUGUUCACCAGGGUCCCCUGCGAGCUCUUCCACAGCCCCAUGCUGGCCUUUGAGUUCGUCCGCUUCUGCGGGGACAGCCUUCCCCUGUUCGGCAGGAACCUUGACAUUCUCAAGCGGAGCUUCCCCAACCUCUUCAAGCUCCUGGCCUGGAACAGCCCGCCCCUCACCUCGGAGUUCGUGGCGCUCCUCCCGUGGCUGGUGGACGCCAGCACAGCCGUGGAGAUGCUCCACGCGCUGCUGGACCUGCCCUGUCUGACUGCGGCCUUGGAUCUGCAGCUCAGGCUGUCACCGGCUGCGUCGGAGAGGCCACUGUGGGACAUCUCCCUCAGGAACCCCAGCUGCCUGGAGGCCUCCCGAGACCCAGAGUUCCAGGCUCUUCUCCAGCACCUGUUGCGGGCUAAGGCCAGCGGAACUGUGCAGGGGUUGGCACCACUCCACCAGCUGCUGCAGCCCAUGACCAGCUGCGCCCGUGUGGUCCAGUGCGCCGAGGCCGUGCCCACCCUGCUCCAGGCGUUCUUCUCCGCGGUGACCCAGGGUGCUGAGCUCACAGCUCCUGGCCCUGUGCGCGCUGCACCCGUCGCUGGUGGUCGACCUGGCGAAAGAGCUGCUGGAGUUUGUGGGGAGCGUGAGCAGCGUCCACAGCAGAGGGGCCAUGCUCGCCGCCGUGGCCUGGGCCGUCGGCGAGUACCUGUCCGUGUCCUGGGACCGGCGGUGCACCGUGGAGCAGAUCACCAGGUUCUUCGAGGCCCUGGAGGCCCUGCUGUUCGAGGUCACCCAGUCCCGCCCGUCUGCCGCCCUUCCCAAGUGCCCCCCACAGGUCAUCGCCGUGCUCAUGACCACGCUGACCAAGCUGGCCUCCCGGAGCCAAGACCUGAUUCCCAGAUGAGGACCCUGGCGCAGAGCCCAGCGCUGAGCCCUGUGUACGGUGAGGAGGACGCGGGAGCCAUCUGCACGCGGGCCACCGAGCUGCUGACCCUGCUCAAGAUGCCCAGCGUGGCCCAGUUUGUGCUCACGCCCAGCGCAGAGGUGUCCGAGCCCCGCUAUCACCGGGACGCCAACACAGCCCUGCCGCUGGCCCUGCGCACGGUCAGCCGCCUGGUGGAGAAGGAGGCGGGCCUCCUGCCUGGAUGAGGGACGGUGGCGGGGGGGACGGCGGCCGGCCGCAGAUUAAGAGCCUGGUAUUAGGGCCAAGCCGCAGCUGCCGUGACCAGAGGGCAAGUCAGGAGGGGCGUGAGGCCCGGGGAGGAGGCCUGGGUGGGUCUGGGUCCCUCCGUGCUAAGUCAGGGCUGUCCCGUCCUCAGCCUUCGGGUGUCCGGGUGUUUGUCUCUCUGCUCUGCUGAGCUGUGUGGUGAAACAGGAUUCGGAGCUCUCACGCUGUCGGGGGCUGGAUGGGGGCUGCUUGGUCUGUUUCUGGCUGCUCCUCGCUCGGGGGCAAGAAGAGGUGCAGCAACAAUAAACCUCUUUCAGAAAGUCCCUGUGUGCACGAGGCAGGGGAGAGGGCCGGGUAUGGGGAGCGCCGCUGGGCUGGGGCCGUUUCUUCCCCCCGAGUCCCCACAGCGUCCCCGAUGUUACAGAAGUAACAGCACGGAUGUGGGCGAUCAGAAAGGGAGCCGCGUGACCCUCCCACCGGUGCGGCUGCCACCGGGAAGGGCCUUUGCUCGGCGUCCUCUCUUAGCCCGGCUUCUGAUGCUGCUGAAUGAGCCCGCUGGGGCUCUUCGGGCCUGCAGCCUCCCGCCGCCCGAGGUAGGGGGCAGGGCCAAGCCGGCGGGGACCCCGACACCUGCCGCCGGAGCCUCAGCGCAAGUCCGGGUCGCUCUGGCGUCAUGCCGAGUGGGGGAGACACGCUGGGUGUGGUGGCGCGAGAAGCCUCCGGCCCCUGUUCCCCUCCCGCCUUGGACGCCGGCUCCCAAGGUUCCCCUCCGCUCCGCCGGGCGCGCACACGCGUCCGGCCACCGGGUGGCGCUGCUGCUCCGCGAGCCUCUGCCCGGCCCGCCGGCCCCGGCCCCGGCCCCGCCCCUCGCCCCGCCCCCAGGCCCGGGGCCCGCGACGCCGGCGGCUCGCACGCCGGAAGCAGCUGCGGCCGCCGAGGACGUGGGGGGGGUGGGCCCGCAGGGGGUGUUCGCCUCGCCCCGCCUGGCGCCCCGGCCCCAGGAGGACUUCCGGGAGACGACAGGUGACGCGCCCGUGGAGCGGAGCGGUGGGCGUCGGGGCGGGACGCGCCCGGGCCAGCCUGGUCCUCCCAGGCCGGGGCCGACCCAGCCCCGCGGCUCGCCGACCCCGCCCGCCCCCCGGGGCCCCGGGGCUCCCGGCCCGGUCCGCGGACCCCACCCCGCGCUGACCCGCGCGGCCCCGGGCCCGAGGUCGGGGAGGUCGGGGUGGACGGUGCGCGUUCACGCAGAGAGCAGGUUCGGCCCCGCAAGAUGCCUGCGGGGCCUGUUGCCGGUGAGCGCUCGGCUGGGCGUGUUUUCGGGCCCCCCCGCCCCGAAGCUUUGGGCCCCCAGCCCGCGGAGGGGCCGGGCGGUGAGCGCGGCCUUGGGGGAGGCGCGUGUCCCGCGCUUCCCCGGGAGCCAGGGCCGCUGCAGGGACGGUCCCCUCGCGCUCGCUUCGCAGGCCGAGCCGCCGUGUGCCUGCGGGUCUAGGCGGAAAGCGCCCGAGUUCAAGCCCUGGGGGCCGCCACGGGGCAGACCGAGUUCUGGGGCUCGGGUUUCCACCCCCGGGCCCGCGGCGCACACCCUUGCGGUGGGCCGGGGCGGGGGCGGGGCGGCGCGCUGAGCACCCACUGACGGGGGCUUCCCGUCGCCUGGGCCUGGGCCGCCGGGCUGUGGGCGGAAGGCGCCAGAAACGUGCUGGGGCGCUGGGCUCGGCCGUGGCCGAGGGAUCACCCCGCCGGGAGCCCGGAGCCCCUGCCAGCCGCGCGCGGUGAGGGCGGGCGUGUUUCAGAGCGUAGGGCACGGGCCGGGGCAGAAGAUCAGCCUCCCUGCACGCGAUUCCCCGUCUGGAAAACGGCGGGGGCGCUGUGGGCAGGGGACGAGCCUGCCGCGAGCCCCGCGCGCGUCGCCUCUGCCGCGGCUCCAGCCCCUGGGGAACUUGGGUGCGUGGGCCCCGCGCCCGGCGCCGCAGCCUUGCCUCCUUCGCGGCACGAGUGGCGAACAGCGGAGACCGGUGGCCGGGCAGGCCUUACCAGGCUGCUCUCGGCCUCCCUGAACUUGCGCCCCGCUUCAGUUCGGGGCUCGAAGCGCUUCCCUUUUGGGUCCAGUCAUCGUGUUUAAAAUGGGUUUUUUAAACUGCGUGUUAUCCAGCUCUCUGGACACUCAGUAGCAGGUGGGGCCUCUGUGGAGCCGCCGAGGGCCUGGAGCAGGUGCAGGCCGCCCCCCUCCUGCGCCCACCGGGGGCAGCGUGGAGCUGCGCGGACCCCGCGCCCCGGGCUGGCCGAGCACACCCCUGGGGUGGGUGUCUCCCGCCCCGAGACCCACUCCUCCCCCCGUCUCCCUUCCUGCCGGAGAGGAGGACCCUGGCCCCGAGCCCGGCCCCGAGCUCCGUGCGCCGGGAGGCGGCCCCUGCCGACGACACCUGGCACGCAGGCGCCCGAGCCCCGCCGUCCCCGCGGCCCCCGGCACGGCCAGCGGCCCGGUGGAGGAGGAGGGGAGGCUCGUGCCGGGGUGAAGGGACGGUGACCUGGGGGACGCCGGCCAAGCCGCGGCUGCCGUGAGCGGAGGGGCGGGGGGGGGGGAGGCCCCGAGUGCCCCGAGUGGGUAAAGGCUCCCGCUGCCACCGCCUGGCUCAGGGGGUUCUAGACCUUUCUCUGAACGAUGCCGAGCCUGUGAGGAGCAGGAGCUCCCUGCUUCGGGGCGGGGGGGGGCAGAGAGCGGGCAUCACUAGGAUCCUGUGUCCUCCCGGGGAGCCCAGCCCCGCGCCCACUCCAGCGCCACACGCCGCCACCUCGUCAGAUUACGGAAGAUAGUUUAUUGAAUCUAUACGUUUCCUUAAAAGCUUUAAACAUAAAAGCUCUGUAACAAACAUCACAACUUAGUGUUAUCGGUCGUAUAAAUAAAAUAUACACUAAGAUGUACAUCGUCCACAGCGAGGACCACGGAGCGGCUUGGGGGCAGGUGGCCGAGCCUCAGGGCGGGGAGCGCGGGGCCGGCCCCCUAGGGAGGCGGCGUGCGGAAGCGGAAGCGGAUCUUCUUGGCCGUUUCCGCGUCAGCCUUGGCAACCAGAAACCGCAUCUUCUUUCCCCCGCGUCGGAUCAGGUCCACGGCUCUGAAACGCGGGGGGCGGACAGGAUUCACCUCAGGCCCAGCCUCAGGGCAGGCGAGGCAGGCGGGGGUGCCGGGGGUGCCUGGGACGGGGGCCCAGCCCCUCCGUGAGGGGCCCGUGCUGGGGCUGCUGUGUCGGCCGAGGUCGGUGGAGCCGGCUGAGCCUCCGCUCCCUCGCCUCUAACGGGGGCGGGGGCCGUCACGACCGGACCCGCUCGCAGGCCGCUGCGGCACGAGGGCAGGGGUACCUCAGGUAGCUGACGCCCCUCAGGCUGCUGCCGUCCACCUCCAGGAUGCGGUCCCCCAGGGACAGGCGGCCGUCCGACGCCGCGGGACUGCCCGGGAGCAGGGUCUGGAUGUAGAGCCCGGGCGCGCCCAGCGGCGUGUGCUGGGGGAGAAGCAGCGGGUCGGCGGGGGCUCAGCACUGGACAGCCCCCCGCAAGCCCCUGCUCCCCAGCUUUCCUCCGGUGCACUCACCAUGCCGUCGAUCAGGCCCAUCCCCAGCCCCGAGGGGCCCCGCUCCAGCUCCACCACGAAGACGUAGCAGAAGUCAUCCGAGCUGGAGCUGCGGCUGCACGGGGCCGGCGGGGCCGCGUCCUCGGGGCCCACGCCGUCUCCUGGGCGGGCAAGAAAGGGGCCCCUGUGCACGCCGCCGCCGCCGCACGCCCCGCCCCUGGAAGCGGGCUCACAGAGCCCCGCAGGGAGGGGUGCAGACCCCCUCGGGGCCACGUGUGCCUGCGCGGGGCACCUCCAGCGCCCCCACGGCUGCCCUGGGACACGAGUCCCGUCCGGCCAGGGCCAGGGCCUGAGCAGGGGCUCUGCUCAGGCUCCCGGCACAGAGCUCCCCUGGGACCCUUCCCCUCCCUCCGCACCUCUAAGGGGGGACUCCGUGUCCGUCCACCCCGCCCCCCCGUGUCUGAGCCUGCCCCCUUCUUGAGCCGGGGCCCCCCUGAGGGUCCUGUACCUUCUCUCCCCGGGAGGUCAGAGCCGUUGGCUGCAGACCAGCACCACGAAGCAGGGGUCCUACCUCAGGCCCCGCUCUACCUGCGUGGCCCCCGCCCUCGGGACACGCUCCGAAGUCUGCCGGCGCACGGCCCGUGCAGCCCACGUGGGGGCAGAGCCCCCCCCACACACACACCUCACUCCUCCGUGCUCGCCCCUGAGCCAUCCUUCCUCUGCCCUGGGCGGAGCCACCUGGUCCCACAGAUGGCUGUGUGUGGCCCAGCUGCCCUCCAGCAUCCCGGGCUGUGGGCGAUCGAGCGCGGGCACCGCCAGCCCAGGCCAAACAUGCCACUGGGAUCUCGUGGGCGGCAUGACCCCAAGCGGCUCUGCCAGGUGGCAGCAGGGCUGGGUGCAGGCGUGAGCCCGGGGACACGGCUCACCUUCUGGAGCUGCGCUCCUCCUCCCUUCCGGGAGCGCUUUCCCACGGGUGCCGCCAGGCUCGGGCCAGUCCGGGACGGCGGGCUCGAGGCCAAGUGGGGUGCUGGGAGGCGUCAGCAGGCACGAGGAGUCUACGUGCGAGGGGCCAGCCUGGGGGCCCCCGCAGCUGUGCCUUCCCGGAGGGCCCUGUGCGCGGGGAGCGCCAGCAGAAGGCAGAGCGCGCACCUGGCCGGCUUCAUGGGCUCCCCUGGAAACGAGCGGGCAGCUCUGGCCCUCGGGGUGCCCCUCCGGGGUGGUGUGGUGCGGGCCCUGGGUGGGGGUGGGGGCGGGGGUGGAGAAAGCGCUCAGGUACUCAGCCGCCCGGCGUGGUGGGAGAACCGAAGGGGCCCCGGGAGCUCCCAGGGGCGGCAGCCAGGCCCUGUGCUGGCUGCCCCCGUCCGCCCCGUCACCAGGGUCCGUGCCCCGACAGCCGGGCCCGGGUACCUCGAGGCACUCCGGCUGGGAAGGUGCAGCGACGGGGCUGGGCUUGCUGCGCAGGCUCCACAGGAAGUGGCGGACGUAGAGAAGGUGCUGGUAGAUGCUGUCAUCCAGGCAGUCCGCCUCCAAGUCCACCUGGAAGCCCUCGCUCGGCAACACGAUGGGUGGGGGGUUUUCGUACGACUCCAGGACCUCCUCUGGGGCGGGGGGGAGGAUGAAGGGACCACCCGGCCAGGAGUAGCCUUCCUGCCCCUCCCCAGGCACGCCAGCCACCCACCCCACCCCGGCGGGACUGGGGACACCGCCAUGCGGCAUCCAGCCAGAAGUGAACUGCCCAAGCCAGCGCUCGGCCCUUCUGCACCCGGUGGCCGCCCAGGACGAGGCCAGGCUGCCCCCAGUGGAGCGCCCACCACGGGGCAGGCCUCAGGAGCGAGGAGCCCAGGGUCCCGCUCAGAGCACUUGUUCCAUCCAGGCCGAGGCGCUGAGGGGUGGGGACCCUACUUCCAGCUGUGUCUUCUCUUUGUGUCAUGACGUGCAUCACGCAACAGAGAGAGAAGACCCAGAGAGGCCGACGCAGGCCGUGUGCGUACACACAGGUGCCCAGCACACCCAGCUCCGCACGCAGGGUGCAGGCCCCGCCCUCCUCCUGGUCGGCUGGGCCCCGAGCGCUCGGGCUCCUCGAUGGGGAGGGGGACCGUGGACUCUGACCUCCCGCUGUGGGGGUCUCUGGGUCCCCAGGUGGGGGAUGGGGCAGGGCGCUCCCAGAGGAAGGUGGCCCCGGGGGGAGGUCCUAGGUGCUCCCCAGGCUCCUCCAGGAAGUCACCCAGGGAGGCUCCCCUCUGCCCCCACACGGCGCGCGGGGCCCCUGGCUCCUGCCCCGGAGGCGGCUCACCUGACCUGAAGGCCUCGGGGCUGUCCUGGGCACCUGGCUCCCAGGCACUCAUGGGGCCCACGGCCGAGGCCAGCUGGUACUGCGUCAGCAGCCGGCGUAGCUGUGCGGGGCUCAGGGUGGGGAACGCAGCCCGCAGGUCUGUCCAGCUCAUCUGGGUGACAAGCAGCAGCUCACGGUCAGAGGCCCCUGGAUGGCGCAGCCACACCCCCGGGGGGGGCUUCUACGUGCUCUAGGGGCAGGGGCAGAGGGCCCGGGCUCCCUGGCCACGUGCUCUCAGCUCGCUCGCGCAGGGCCUCUGGCACUGUGAAGGCGGGUGAGGUCAGCAAGGGGGUCAAAGCCCCAUGGGCGUCCAGGGUGAGAGCCGGGGGGGUGUCUGUUCCUGGGGGGCGGCCAGCAGGCACCACACCCAGUGCUCUGUCCACCGAACGUGCCUCUCCCCAUGUCACCUCGCGGGGCUGAGAAGGGCGGCAGAGAGCCCUGGGGAUUCGGGGAAAGGGGGUUCCCGCCUCUCAGUGCGUAAGAGACCCGACCCGCCAGGCUGGGGACCCCGAGACUGGCUCUGUGGACGGACAGGGAGGCUUCCUUGGGGGGGACCAGCAGCCUGACCUUGUGCGCAAAAUGCAACAGCUUGCGCCAUUCCCUGCGACCCUGGUCUCCACGGGCCAGGGAUGUCCCUCCUCUCUCGUUUUCUGGAACCCUGUCUUCUGCCUUCUGGGCUAAUUCUCGUUUCUGUGGCACAGACCCUCACCACUGCCCCUGCCGCCAGGGGAACCGGUCCACACUCAUGCUCUCCAUGGUGGCGACUCCCUUGUCCCCCAGCUUCUGACGCGGCCCUUGAAAGUCGGAAACCACGCUGACGGCUGAUCCUCGGCGUGUGUCCUGUCUUUAUUCUUCCAGGAAGUUCACAGGCUUCUCGCGGCCGUGGUCCCCACACUGCGGCGCUGCGCUCUCCAGAACCUCGGGGCGGAUGGGCCUGGGGACGUCUCGGUCCCCCCUGGGCCAUGGCCACCACCUCCUACUGUUCGGAGCCUGGGCCUCGCUGGCAGGUCCUUCUCUCGUCCCAUCUUUGCCUUCACUCCUGUGCUUCCCUCUUUUCUGGGUUUCCUGCCAAGGGGCCUGGGCUGUAGGUAGCAAGUGCCUUGGCCAGAGGGACAAGCGUGGCCCCAGGCUACGUUGCGGGGGGCGCAGGGCAGCGCGGGGAGCACACCCCCCGGCUCAGGACAGCCUCUGUUGGCCCGAGGCGGUGCUUCUGGUUUUCUCAGUUCCGAGAACCCCGGCUUCCCUCCCCCAGCCGUGCGGCAUCCAGGGCCGGUGUCCAGGCGCCAGGGGCCUAGCACGCUCCCCUGUCCUCCUUCCCCCGAGUGCGGACCCAUGUUCUGGGUGACUUCCUGGACUCGGUCUCCGGAUCUUGCCUCUGAAUCCUUCCUCUCUGCUGCCAGCUUUAGUUUCCAAGAAUCCUCUUGGUUCUUCUAUUUAUAGAAUGCAGUUAUCUUACGGACACUAAGUCUUCUCUUUAUGAAGAUGUAUUUUAAGUUUCUUCUCCCUGAGAAGUCUGUUUCGGGGGAUGGCAAACUAUGGCCCGAGGCCUGUAUUUGAAGGGCCCUCCAGCUAAGAAUGGUUUUCACAUUUUAUGAAGGGCUUAAGACAACAACGAAGAAGAAUUUGGGAUGGUGACUCUCUGUGGCCCACAAAGGCUAAAGUACCAACCACCCGGCCCUUUACAGAGAAGCCUGCCAGCCCAAUCUGUGCCCCCCAACCCCUCUCCCCACAUCCGUCUCUCCUGUUCCAGAGCGGGAGCCGAGUCUGCCCGGCCGGCUUGCGGUGGGACCUGGGUCUGCAUCCCCCACCAGGACUGUCCCCGACCACCCAGCGGGCCAGCACCUGCCGCGGGGAGGGCACAGGCCCCCACCGAGCAGGCAACGGCCCACGGCCUCCGGCCCUCAGAUGCUCCUUGGCCCCUAGUAAGCCCCCUUUCCAGAACGAGACUCCUGGUGUCAGGAUGACGCCUGGUCUCCUGGCCUCGAGACCCUUGGUCGUCAACACUCUAGAGAUCGGCCCAGGGCUUCUGGCAGUGUGAGGGGGACAGGCACCCAGCCACACAGGAAGGGGCGGCCGAGGACCCAGCGCUGCUUUGUCAUCGUCCUGUGCGUCUCGUGCUGACGAGGGCCCGUGACCUCGGCGCACAUGUCCGUGGGGGGGAGAGCUGUGGCGAGCUCUGACCGGGCAGCCAGGCGCCCCCACUAUGAAUAAAUGUUUUCCUGGCACGAUGGAGAUGCAGUCGUUCCUACUCCUUUUCAGCGUUCGCUCUGAAGAUGUCCCCUUCCUCGUCUCGAUGCUGGCGGUUUGUAAUUUCCCACUUUAUUACACUCUUCGAAGAGCCACUCUUGGCCUUCUGCUCCUCUUGUUGUCUGUUCACAGACCUUCGGGUUUGGCAGCUCCGCUCCUGCGCCAGGAUCUUCCUUCUCGGCCCUGUUGUCCCCGUCGCGUGUAAGGGCUACACGGUUUCCCCAGGAGCCAGGCUUCUCCGCUGCUCAGGCGGUCACCCGCCUCCUGGCCUCCACAGGGCUCGUCUCCUCCGCGCUCUUUGUCCCCCCGGGGGCUUGUGCCGCCAAGAAGCCAACCAAAUGCCUAUGUUGCAUCCGCGAUCCGCACACAUGUGCCUGGUUUCUGAACUGUCUCUAGUGAACCCAUGUGUCACUUUUAGAAUUAAAAAAAAAUCCAGUAACUUACAAGACACCUGAACCGGACCUAGUCCCCAACACAUGGCAGACUGUCCGUAUCCGCUGAGCGAUCCCUGGCCGGGGGGACUCGGCGUGGGCAGCACGAAGCAGAGGUUGCUGUGCGGGUAGCUGGUCACACCGCGCGGUGCGGGGCGGACAGCAGCUGCCGUUACGGAGAGCCCCGGUGACCCAAACCCAGAUGACACCUGCCGUGUGGUGAUCCUCGGGCAGAGGCGGAGGGUCUGACUCUACAGCAGACCGGCAGGUCCGCAGUCCCUGCAGGAGCGUCCUGCUGGCUACGCCCGAGGUGCCCAUUUGGUCCAGACGCUCCCGGCAGCGCCGGCCGUGCGGGCCUCUCCACGUCGUCCCCGGGCACACUGGCUGUUUCGCCAGGCAGGAAAGGGACACCACUGGUUUGGGUUCAGGGAUCAUCCGCGACGACAAAUGCGCACUCUGACAGUCCUGGGGGUCAGACGCCCAGCAACCGUGGGGCCCAAACCGAGGAGCCAGCAAGGCUGCAUUCUGCUUGCGCUCCUGGGCCGUCCGAAUUCAGUGGAGGCCUGUUCCAGCUUCCGGAGGCCGCCACAGCCCAUGGUCCCUCUUCAGAGCCAGCCGGGCCGUCGAGUCCCUCCUCCCGUCCUCUCUCGGACCCACGCUUCUGCCUCCCUCUCCCACUUCUAAGGGUCAUGUGCUUAGACGGGGCCCAGCAGACAAGCCGGGGUAAGCUCCCCAUCUCGGGGCCCCCAACCUCAAUCACACGUGCAGAGCCCCCCGUGCCGUGUGGGGUCCGACAUCGCUGGGGCCUUCUCCUGCCUGCAGGUGGGAAGGGCUGUGGGAGGGGAGCCACUCCGCGAGCUCUCAGGGGCCCGGAGGCCAGCUCUGGGUUUGUCGGGCACCCCCUACCUGGAUGAGCUGUGCGCGGGGCGUGGCCAGCAGGUUGAGUGUGCAGGAAAGCUUCUGGAAGAAGCGCUCCCCGGCCUCCCCGCAGCCGGCGCUCCUCAUCCACUCCAGGAGCUGCUGCAGGCGGGCGCAGGCCUGGACGCCUCUGGGCCAGUGGAAGCAGCUCAGAGAGGGGCCUGGGAGCGGGCAGGGAAGGUGACGCCCAGCUGCUCCCCACAUGGCAGUCGUGCCCCCCGCCCUCCCCAGGGGGCUCCCCAACGCCUGUCCUCCCCGACUCCAAGCCUCUGGGGACAGGCCUGACAACCGUACGUGGGUGUCCAAGGCCACUAGGCUGCUUCUGGACCCCUCUCUUGGCGGGGGGGUGGGGGGAGGAGGGGGGCACGGAUGGGGGUGGGACAGCCACGGAAUCCCAAUGCAGAGAGUCCACACCUAUAGCCAAGAUGCCUGCUCCCACCCGGAUCCUGCCCUCGGAGCCCGACCAGCCGGGGAGGGCCGCGCUGGGGACACACGUGUGCCACGGGUCUGCACGCAUGGCAUGCUCAUGUCCCCGUGUCCCAGCGGGGCCCGUGGCUGGAAGAAACUGGCACCCCGAGCCCCUGGCAGUGAGGAGCCUGGGGGGCAGAGGCCAAGUCCCUUCUCUGAGCCCGUCCCUCCUCGCUCCCCAGUGGGGCUGUGUGGGGGUAACAGGAACCAGGAAGGGCCCGAGCAGACCCCACCCCACCCCGGGGCCCGUGUGCAGACACUGACGCACACUCCUGAAGCUGCCCCGGGCCUCAACCUGCCCGCCAGAACCCCAGGCAGCGAGAUGCCUCGGCCCCCCAGCAGCCCCCAGCACCCGCUCAGCUUCUGCAGCAGGGGUGGGGGUCCCCGCACUCCCCACCCCGGGCCUCACCCUUGUCCAGGAGCUGGUUGAAGAGCAGAGUGCCGGAGAAGAAGAAGAGGUAGGCCAGCACCUGGGAGGCGAUCUCGGGGUGCACCCGGAACUGCCGCAGGAGGUCCAGGGUGGCCUGGUAGACCGACACGACGUGGCGCAGCUCCUCGGGCAGCUGGGGGGCGGGGCACCAGCUCUCCUGGCGCUCCGUCUGGAAAGGGGGGCACUCCAGCAGGGCCGGGAGGCAGACGUACAGGGACUGGGGGCGAGAGGGAAACCCCAGCUGCACGCGAGCCCCCCGCCUGGGCCCAUCGCGGGUCCUGCUGAACGGGCCCCAGCUGCCCGGGGCCACGGGGGCUCGGGACCAGCUCCGGCUAAAGCAGCAGAGGACACCAGGAGGGGCACAGAGCCCCGGCCAAAGGGCUGCUGGAGACGCCCCACAGGUCUUGGGGGGGCUGCACCCCUCCUGUCUUAUCAGACAGAAGGGUGGCAAGGGAGCAGCUGGCGGGUCCCCCGAGGGACCACACCCCCAGCACCGGAGCAACCCUCCCGCGGAGCCAAGCCGGGCGCAGCAGCCUGGGGGCCAGGCAACGGCCCCGGUGGAAGGCCUGGCAGGACGGCAGGCACCCACACUCGCCUCGGGGCUGACGGGGCAGCGUCGGCUGCUCCCCAGAAACAAGGUGAAGGCACCACCUCUGAGGGGAGUCCUCGCUGCCAGUACAUCUCAAGGGCUCCACGCAGCUGGGAGCACCUGAGCACAGGGCUGCCUGACUCGACCGUCUGAGCUCCGUGCGGAACAGACAGGGAAUCCAAGCAUUGUCCCCAGCAUGCUGUCUCCAACGAACCCCUCCUGCUUCCCGCUGGAGAGCAGGGUGGCAGCUUCCAUGCCACCCCCAAGUCCCUCUAAGUUAAAACUCAGUCCCGGGCGCCUGGGUGGCUCAGUCGUUAAGCGUCUGCCCUUGGCUCAGGUCAUGAUCCCAGGGUCCUGGGAUCGAGCCUCACAUCGGGCUCCCUGCUCUGUGGGGAGCCUGCUUCUCCCUCUCCUCCCCACUUGUGCUCUCUCUCUCAAAUAAAAAAAAAAAAAAAAAAAAAAAAAAACCUCAGU
Mirounga angustirostris (Northern elephant seal) is the source of this 14842-nucleotide messenger RNA. It is a transcript of the gene AP5Z1, whose product is annotated as adaptor related protein complex 5 subunit zeta 1. Gene Ontology annotation, cellular component: AP-5 adaptor complex. NCBI's taxonomy places the organism in Eukaryota, Metazoa, Chordata, Mammalia, Carnivora, Phocidae. The coding region runs from base 1051 to 3372 and encodes 773 amino acids. The transcript is spliced from 18 exons. The record is from RefSeq and is a predicted model, not a curated record.